Messenger RNA from Paramecium pentaurelia, 704 nucleotides. The record is from the annotation of a GenBank genome assembly. Lineage: Eukaryota; Ciliophora; Oligohymenophorea; Peniculida; Parameciidae.
AUGAUUAACAAUGAGAAUAACUCAUAACAUCUGAAAAGUAAACCUCUUUUUUCAGUCAUGAAACUUAUUAAUAACAAUACUUUUCGUGGAUAAUUUAGCGAACCCAAUUAACUUAGCUCAAGCAUUCUAUAAUAAACAAAUCCAUAAUUGUCUUUUCCUAGAGCAGAAAGAUUCUAAUCUCAUCAUACUCCUUAACUUCCAAAUCCAAAAUAUCUCUGUUUAACAGAUACUAAAACUAAAAGAGCCACAUCUUUUGGAUUUGGAAACAAAUAGCUCAGACCAUUAGACCUUGACAAAAGAGAUUAAUUAAAUCCAGCUCCUGGAACAUAUGAUAUAAAAUAGACCUCUUGUAGAUCCUGCAGCUUUGGAAUGAAGUUAUAAUCAAUAAGAGGUUUUGAUGUUCCAGGACCUGGAUCAUAUGAUUUAAAAUUGCUUAAUAAAACAAAAGUCUUUAGUAUAUAUGGCAAAAUUAAGUAUGAAUUAUUAUUUAACUAAUAAGUUCUGAUAUAAAAUUACCAAAAACAGCUUCACCUACAACUUAUCUUCCUACCGAUAAAAUUAUAUAAAACAAUAGAUUCAAAUAAAUUACUUUUGGAAUUGGAGAUAGACCUUUACCAGGAUUGAAAAAUGAUUCACCUGGUCCAGGUACAUAUGCUCUUAAAUCUAUUUUUGAAAUCAAAUCAAAAAAAAAAACUUAAUAAUGA